UCUUGUACUUUUAUUAAUGAAGCUUUUGUACGCCAAACAAUCCCUCGCUUUGACCACCGAGCGCAUAGCUCGAGCGGAUCGAGAACCCCUCAUAACUCGGAGGUGAUCUAAAAAUAACGCCAUCAGACGACACACGCCCGCAACUGCGUUCCGAAUAAAUUACUUAGUAACCGUCUCGUCAAGGAUGGAUCCAUUGCUCUUCUUCGAUUGCCUAAUGUACCUCAACAACUACUACUAUUACAUGUUCACAAUGUCGAAUAUAGCGAUUUGGAUAGCGAAAAAUCUGAGUGACAAUGACGACUACAAUACGCCAAAUAUAGUAAGGGACGCGUACAUCGCCGCCAGUUUGACCAUCUCCGAGUUGCUCAAGAUAAUUCUGUUUCGGAAGUUUCGGCACCGAUAUACAGGAUGGUCAGUGGUACUAGCGGUAUUCCUAACGAUUGUCUCGAUGCUCGCACUGCUCUACGUCUUCCUGAUCCAGUGGCCCGUGCUUCGGCUAGAGUUCUGCCUGGACAUAAUGCUCUUCGUCCUGCUAGCCUUCGAGGUGGUAUGCGGAGUUAACGUGUUCCUGCCCUGUUGCAACCAAGAGGAGUACUGACCAAUUUAGCUAUUUUGUACAUAUUUUUCGUAAAAUAAACUUGCUCUGCUUA
Messenger RNA from Photinus pyralis (common eastern firefly), 650 nucleotides. RefSeq lists its product as uncharacterized. Lineage: Eukaryota; Metazoa; Arthropoda; Insecta; Coleoptera; Lampyridae. The transcript has 2 exons. The record is from RefSeq and is a predicted model, not a curated record. Bases 185 to 598 code for a protein of 137 amino acids.